Molecule: messenger RNA, 639 nt
Organism: Arabis nemorensis
Lineage: Eukaryota; Viridiplantae; Streptophyta; Magnoliopsida; Brassicales; Brassicaceae
Source: the annotation of a GenBank genome assembly
AUGGGACGAAAAAAGAUAAAACUUGCAUGGGUGGCGAAUAAAAAUAUAAGAGCUGCGAGUUUGAAGAAAAAGAUAGUAGUGUUGGUGAAAAAAGUUAGCGAACUAACCAUACUGUGUGAUGUCAAAACUUGUAUGAUCGUGUUAAGCCCUAAAGAGAAUGAACCAAUGGUGUGGCGAUCUGUUGAGGAAGCUCAAGACCUCGUACGCGAUUUUUUUGCCUUGCAAGAAUUCGAGAGAAUAAACAACGAGACGAGUCUCGAGUCAUACUUGAUGGAGAAGACAAGGAAGGUUGAAGAAAAAUUGAUGAAGAUUCGUGAGAAGAAAAAAGAGUAUACGGUUGAUCAAUUGAUGGUGCAACUAAAUCAUGGCCGUAAAAUUGGUGAUCUUAACUUGCGUGAGAUCUAUGGAUUGCUAUCUUUCUCAAAGGAAAAGAUCACUCGUUUCAUGAAUAGGCUAGGUUUCACGCAAUAUCUUCCAAUUCAUGAUCCACCAGUGAAUCUGUUUGAUGCGGAAACUAAGGACCUCAUAACCACCACAAAUGAUGUUUUCAUGAUAGAAGGCGGUCAAGACGAUGAAAGAUCUGGGAAUACUUACGAAGCAUCAAAGAAGAUCAAUAUUUCGCUCAGAUCGACCAGAUAA